UUUUAUUAGUAUAGGGUACCUUUCGUUGAUUGCACUUCAUUCACACGUCUAUGGUUUUUUUAUUCAAAUUUUUUAUGUAAACAACGAAAAAUGAGCAUUCUAAAAGUGGUCGUUUCCAGACAAAUUCUCGGCAGUUCUUUGGCCCGAACGAAUAUGCCAACGUUAUCGUCAUGCAAAUUUAGCACGGCAACAGACACUGUUUUAUUCGAUGAAGUCAACAAUAAUGGGUUAAUCACAAUAAACAGACCAAAAGCGUUAAAUGCCAUCAAUUUGGACAUGGUUAGGAAGAUUUACGCUAAACUCAAGCCAUGGGAAGACACAAAAAAUUUAGUUGUCAUCAAAGGUGCGGGCGAGAAGGCUUUUUGUGCGGGCGGUGAUGUUCGUGCGAUUGUCGAAGCUGGUCCAACACCCGAAUCCAAAGCCUUUUUCCGCGAAGAAUACAAAUUAAAUGCCUUGAUCGGGUAUUACAAGAAACCGUAUGUGGCGAUUAUCGAUGGCAUCACGAUGGGAGGCGGCGUCGGUUUGUCCGUUCAUGGAAAAUAUCGCGUAGCUACAGAACGAACACUUUUCGCCAUGCCCGAGACCGCAAUUGGCCUCUUUCCCGAUGUUGGCGGCGGUUAUUUCCUUCCUCGGAUGACAGGAAAACUCGGAUUGUAUCUCGGCUUGACGGGUUUCCGCUUGAAAGGACAAGACGUGAAAAAAGCCGGAGUCGCAACGCAUUUCGUGAGCAGCUCCAAAGUGGAAGAACUCGAAAAAGCCCUUCUUGAAUCGAGUGGCAGUGCGAGCGACGUUGAUGCCAUCCUCAAAAAGUUCGAUGAGGACGAUGGAAAGCCAUUUGUGCUGGAAAAGGAAAUGUCGGACAUUAAUCGACUCUUCCAACAUAGUCGCGUCUCGGAAAUUAUGCAUUAUUUGAAGGAAGAAGAGACGGAAUUCUCGAAAAAUACGCUUAAAUUGCUCGCGAAAAUGUCGCCUACGAGUUUAAAAGUGACAAAAAGACAAUUAGAUUACGGCGCAGAAAUGGAUUUGAAGGAAUGUCUCAAGAUGGAGUAUCGCUUAGCGGUUCAUCACACGGAAAAGAGCGAUUUUAAGGAAGGUGUUCGUGCCUUGUUGAUCGACAAAGACCAAAAUCCUAAAUGGAAUCCACGCACAAUCGAAGAGGUGACCAUGUCGCAUGUCGAUGACUUUUUCGAAAAGCUGCCAGAGUCGGAAGAAUUGAAAUUCGACGAUGAAACAACGAGCAAGUUGUAAAAUUCCAAGUGCCAAUUUUUAUUAUUUUUCUUUUCCGUUGAAAAUUUGUUACAAAGUACCUUUAAAAAUAAAAAUUUAUAUUUUUACAUG
Molecule: messenger RNA, 1338 nt
Organism: Culicoides brevitarsis
Lineage: Eukaryota; Metazoa; Arthropoda; Insecta; Diptera; Ceratopogonidae
Gene: Hibch
Product: 3-hydroxyisobutyryl-CoA hydrolase, mitochondrial
Exons: 3
Coding region: 91-1248 (385 amino acids)
Biological process (GO): L-valine catabolic process
Cellular component (GO): mitochondrion
Molecular function (GO): 3-hydroxyisobutyryl-CoA hydrolase activity
Source: RefSeq, a predicted model, not a curated record